Myxocyprinus asiaticus (Chinese sucker) is the source of this 2024-nucleotide messenger RNA. Its product is annotated as meiosis-specific nuclear structural protein 1. Lineage: Eukaryota; Metazoa; Chordata; Actinopteri; Cypriniformes; Catostomidae. Gene Ontology annotation, biological process: cilium organization. The transcript has 11 exons. The record is from RefSeq and is a predicted model, not a curated record. Gene Ontology annotation, cellular component: motile cilium. The coding region runs from base 49 to 1617 and encodes 522 amino acids.
CACCUUGCUGAGAAGACAAACACAGAAACAAAAAAAAUGCACUAAAGCAUGGUGUCUGGAAAGUGCUCAUUGACGGUUCAUUUGGAGAAGUUUAUUGCUCUUUGGAUUCAACAAUCGUCCAUGAGCCAGCGGCGCAACAUCUCUCACAGCCACCAUCAGAAGAUGAUCCUGGAGUCCCGCAGACAGGAGGAAAUGCGUGAAGAUCAGACCAAACGCAUCGCCAACGAGCGGCAGCUGCAAGCCAACCUCCAGUGCGAGGAGAGAGUGGAGAGAAAGCGCUUCAUGCGCAAACUGCAAGUUGAAGAGUAUGGAAAACAAAUGGAGGAGGCACUCCUUAGGGCGGAAGAGGAAAGGCUGUUCAAAGAGAGGCAGCUUGAACAAGAGGAAAGGAUGGCCAAGGAGUUGGCGAGAAUCAAUAACGAGAAACUCAGAGAUGAAAAGAUGAGGCAGUACAUUAAAGAGAACAGUGUGGAGCUUCGAGAGUUAGAGUUACAGCUCAAGUCUGCCUACUUGAACAGAGAACGGGCAGCACAGAUAGCAGAAAAGGAUGCCAUGCGAUAUGAGACGAUGAGACAAGAGGCUGCUAUUGCCCGUAAGAUGAAGGACGAGCACAAGUAUGCAGAGGUGGAGAAAGAGAAGCAGGAGCAGAAGAGGCAUGAGGAGGUGGUGCGUUACCAGCAAGAACUUGAGCAGCAGCUUGAGGAGAAGGAACGCAAGAGGCAGGAAGCGUAUGAGGAGUUUCUUAAAGAGAAACUCAUGGUGGAUGAAAUCGUGCGGAAGAUCUAUGCAGAGGAUCAAAUGGAGCGUCAGUUACGACUUGAGAAGGUAACAGCCACCCAGAGGUACAUUGAAGAUUUUAAAAAGCAUCAAGCAGAGUGGAGACGUAUGGAGCGAGAGAAGAUGGAGGCAGAAAACAAGCGCAUCCUGGAGUUUGCACGCUACCAGCAAAGGAAGGAGGAGGACAGAAUGGCCAAAGUUAGAGAACGAGAGCAGGCGAAAGAAACACUGCACAAAAUGCUCUCUGAGCAGAUUGAUAUGGAGAGAAGACAGCGUGAGGAGAUGGAGCGUGUUCGUGAGGAACUCUGCUUGGAAGAACAGGCAGAGGUUGCAAGACAACAAGAAAUCGAAGACAUGGAGAAGAGGAUCCGACAGCGGCUAGAAUUGCAGCAGACGUGUCAGGAGAUGAUGGCCUUCAAGCAGUUGCGCAAACAAGCCGAGAAAGAGGAAGAAGAGGCCUUUAGACAGAUGAUGAUGGCCAAGUUUGCAGAAGAUGACCGCAUUGAGCAGAUGAAUGCCCAGAAGCGUCGUAUGAAACAGUUGGAACACAAAAGGGCUGUGGAGAAGCUGCUGGAAGACAGGAGGCAGCAGUACCUGGCUGAACAAGAGAGGGAAGCAGAAGAGAGAGCGAUGGAGCAGGAGAGAGAGGCUCAGCGUCGACAGAUCAUUGAGGAGGAGAGACAGAGGCUUCUAAAACAGCAUGCUACGAAACUGCUGGGAUACCUUCCAAAGGGUAUUUUCAAAGAAGAUGAUCUGGAGCACUUUGAUGAGGAUUUCAAAAACAAUUUCAAACAACAACGGGCUGACAUUUUCUCAGAUGAGGGCUGGGGAGAGGAUUAGCAGUAAUAUACAUGGCACACUUGCUUAAUUUUAAUCUUCCUGAGGUCUUCAAUGUCGGUUUCUAAAUACUUAACAGAUUAUAAACUGUUGGGUGUGUCUACCAGUUUUACAAACUAUUGGAAAUGAUAAGCAAAUUUAAGUCUUUCAUCAGAACAAAUUUAAAAUAUAAACUUAGCUGGAUUCAAUUGUAUUUCAAACUUAUUAAAACAGAAAUAUCAAACAAUUUAGUCUUGUGAGUUUUAGUAAAUGAUAAAAAAAAAUAAAAAUGCAUUCAAAUAGAUACUAUUAGAGUAUGUCUCAAAUUUCACCUGGCAGAAUUGAGUUUCAUGUUGUUACAAACCAUGUUGUCCAGUGGUAAGCAAUCUAUGUAGCCUUUGAAUUUAAAUAAACUUAAAAAGGCCAUCACA